AUGGACACCGAUCAGGAAUUGGAAUACGUGUUGGCGGUGCCGGUCGACCAGGCGCGCACGUUGCGAGACAAGUUGAUGUUGGUCGGCGCGCCGGAACGGUCCAUCAGAAUGACAGAGCCGACGUCCGCGCGGUCUAGUCGGUCGACCAGGCGACUGAGUUCGAACGGUUGUGACCACGGUCAGUCGUUACACGUCAAGUCGUACGUCCGGUUUUUGCCGGACAUCAUAAAGCUGGGCACGUACGCUGAGGACCAGAACGUGACGAUACGCCGGCGGCUGUCUGCGGAGGGCCGGGUAACCGUGUGCGUAUCGAUGUACCCGCGGUCGGCUACGACUACACAAGACGAGCAAUUGCAGUUCGCCGCAGUUGACCAAUCGCGUUCAAGUGGUAAUUACAGCGGCGACGGCGGUGACAACGACGACGGAUCGGCGAUAAUAUGUCUGUGCCGUUGCGACGGUGCUGAGUGCGAAAAUGACCGAAAGAGAUUGUGCGAAUAUUUGGCGAACAACGGCACGAGUGACUGUGGUGAUCACGGCACCACGGAAUGCGUCAACAAGCGGAUUAUCGACGCACUGCAGUUAGCGGUUAUUAAUGCCUGCGCCGCCGACAUCUCGUACGCGGACACCGCCAACCCCACACCGAUCCCGGAAGCCGUCUCUUUGGACGUGAAGGAAUGCGACGUCACGGCGGAUAUCCGGAAGGCCACGGCUGACGUAAUAUGGACGGACGACCGCGCGUAUCGAAAGAAACAAUCCCUGAUGAACAGGCUAUGGCGUACGGUUCAGAAUGCCAUAAGACUCCCCUACCGCCGCUAUGAUAUGGCGGCUCAAGCCAAAGUCAAGAACCAGGAAUCUAUAAAACUCCUGCCUCUGAAAACAGCAAUUUUAAGUCCGCUCGACAACUGUAGAACUUAA
Messenger RNA from Cinara cedri, 915 nucleotides. The record is from the annotation of a GenBank genome assembly. Lineage: Eukaryota; Metazoa; Arthropoda; Insecta; Hemiptera; Aphididae.